UGUUGGUUUGUGAUAUUGGAGCCCAGUUACCAAGGUGUGAGGGAGCAGAUGGAGAAAGACACCUUGUAAAGUUGUACUUCGAUCUCUGUGUCCAACUUCAUAAAGGGUGAAACCUCAAGAUGUUUCACAACUACAGGGCAACUGACCACCUGGAGAAUACAAAGCAAGUAGAUUUGGAGGAACAGCUGAGGGGGCACCGCAGGGAGCUGGAGAAUAAGAAUGAGGUUAUCAGAAUCCUGACACGACUGAGAGGAGCCGACGAUUCACCAGCAGGUGUCAUAAGCAACCUGCGCCUGCCAGAGGUCCCCUUGGAUUCUCCACUGAAGGGUGCUUCUUUCUCCCAGGACCUGCUGCGCUCGAAGUCAGUGGAUAUGACUCACCUGGAUUACACGCGCCAGAAUGAAGGUUCGGAGGCUGAGGCCAGGAAACUCCGGGAUCGGCUGAAAGCCAAUGAGGCUGCGAUGUGGAAGCUCCGAGAUGAACUGGAGAGGUACAAGGAGAAUGAUGCCCAGCAGACCGCACUCCUGCAGUCUCUCAGGGAUCACGUGAGGCGAACGCAGGGAUCCUCGGAGUCAGUGGUCAGCUCUAAAGCCCAGGUCAACUCCAGCAUCCGGAGUCUGCAGGGCGAGAACCAGGAGCUGAGGGACAGGGUGUCAGAGCUCGAAGAGCGACUCAGGUUGCACCUGCGGGAGAGGGAGCAGAGUGAGCAGAGGGCAGUCAGUGCAGAGAGGAGACUCGCUGGCUGCAUUGAGAAGCUUACCCAGGGGCUGAACGAGGAUACCGACAGGCAACGCGACCCACUUGACUACCUGACCAACAGGGCCUGUGAGAUGUUCCAGGAACGCCUCCUGUGGGAAACGAAGAUCACGACACUGGAAGAAGCUUUGGCCACUCGGGAAAUGGAGUUCAAGGCUAGCCAGCAGACCCUGAUGAAGCUGGCCUCUGAGGCGGGGAAAGCCCAGGACGUGGCAGCAUCCUUCAACCAGGACAUGAAAGCUGUCAGGAAGGAGAGAAACGAAGCCUUGCUUCUGAAGGCCGCGGCCGAGCAGGAGAGUGAGCUGCUGCGCAAGAGGCUGGCGGACAGCCAGUUUGCCUUAGGCACCGCUUGCCAAGCCCAAGCGCGCCACGAGAGGCGGGCGACUGACCUGGACGAGGAGCUGCAUGCCAGUGCCCAGCAGAGUAAAGCUACCCGAGCCCUGCAUCAGGGCCUCCUUGAGCAGCUGGCAGCCCUGCUCAGCAACGGCCUGGGCACCGUCCCUUCUACUGAAGAGGCCGUCAAAGGCAAAGUGAGGGAGCUGAGUGGGAGAGACCGCACUUGGACAGCAAAAGUGACCAGCCUGGAGGAGGAGGUCACGAAGCUGAACAAGCAGGUGGUGAGUCAGAGCAAGCUGUACCAUGAGGCAGUGCGCCGAGCUCGGAGAGCAGAGGAGCAGCUGAGCGAUCGCGAAGAAGUGCUCAGCCACCUGGAAGGACAGCUUGCCGCCAAGAAUCUGCUCAAGGAUGGACAUCAGUUUGAGAGACAGAGGCACACCAAAUUCCUGCGUGGGCUAGCCCUGGCGAUGAACAUGGAGCGAGACGUGCAGAUAGAUGACCUGGAGGACCAGGCUGAGAAGCUGCUGGCCAGGGCUCGGGUGCUGGCGGAGAUGGAUCGGGAGAGGACAGAUGACAGCAAUGAGUUCCUACAGAACCUGCAGCAAAAGGUGACGUCUCAGAGGGAGAGGCUGGCCAGCAGUAAGCGGCACAUCCAGCUCCUGACUGACAGACUCAGCCAGCUGGAGCCAAGGGAGGGGCAGGGCGGUGGGCUGGCCGAGCUGCGGAAGGAAGUGGAAAGGCUGCAAGGACAGCUGGAUGUGGCAAAGAGGAAGAACCGGAGUCUGAGAGAGAAGAACGAGGAAAUCACAGCUCUAAAGGCAAAGAGCAGGGAGCAGGACCGGACCAUCCAGAGGCUUAGGGAAUCGCUGGAGAAACUGGAGUCGGUCAAGGAUAAAGCGGCCCGCAAAGUGGUGACGCUGACUUCUGAGCUGGACCAGGCUGAGCAAGGAGCUUUGGAGAGGAACAGUCAGGCCCAGAGCUUGACCCAAGCCCUCAGCAAUGAACUUCACUCUGCCCGAAAAGCCCUGGAGGUGGUGGCACGUAGGGAGAGGCAGCUGGUGGAUUUCCGGGAGUCUGUGGCGAGAGUGCUGGGAUUCGACACAAACACCAUGGCCAUCCCUGACGACAAGAUCUAUCUCCAGCUGAAGAGCCUCAUCCAGCCACACAGCAGAGAGCGGCGGGUGGUCUCCCACCAGCGUGGGCCUACCGAUGGGCUCGGGGGACGCCUGGCACUGGGGCCCUCACACAGCCCCCCUCCCAGCUGGGGCCAAAACACCAUCCCAUCGGGCUCUCUGCACCGGGGCCAUGUCUGGGGCAGCCCAGCACUACCCCUUCACCAGGCCCCCUGAACGAGAGCACGAUGUGGACCACAGUUAAUGGCCACUGUGCAGAAGCUUACCACUCGGCCCUUCUGCUCUGUGCUCGCUCUCUCCAAGAGCACCACAGCACAGUACAGGACCUCUGGCUUGCUAUGCUGUGCUGACCUUUUAACCUAAUCAGAGAUCAAUCUAACCUUUCCUUCCCACACAGCCCUCUAUUCUUCGAUGAGCCAUGUGCAUAUCUGAGAAUUACUUAAAUAUUCCAAAUCUAAUUGCAUCUACCACCAUCACUGGUCCACACAGCCACCACUCUGUGUAAAGCAAACUACCUCUGACCUAUACACUACUAAAAUCUCCUUAAAAUGAUGACCCCUCGUAUUAGCAAUUUCCGCCCUGGGGAAAUGUCUCUGGCUACGCCUCUCAUCACCUUGUACAUUUCUAUCAAGUAACCUCUCAUCCUCCACUCCCAAAAGAAAAGCCCUAGCUCACUCAACCUUUCCUCAUCAGACACGCUCUCUGAUCCGUCAACAUCUUGGUAAAUCUCCUCUGAACCCCCUCGAAAGCUUCCAAAUCUUCCCCAUAACGAGGACACCAGAAGUGAACACAAUACUCCAAGUGUCGUCUAGCCAGGGUUUCAUAACCGGCAACAUUACCUCAGGGCUCUUCAACUCAUUCCCCUGACUAACGAAGAUAAGUUUUCAUCUGCUCGCAGAGCUGAGGUAUUUGGUGGAGGGGGUGGGUGAUCCCUCCCACCACCAACCACGUAGCACUCCCAUGGGAGUGGCACUGGAGGAUGGGAGCUCAUGUGACAAAUGCCCUGGAGUCCCCAGGCCAGUUCCACCUUCUAGAGUUUGGAGCUGGGUAAGGAAAACCUGAUGGGUGAUGGCUGUGUAGUGACUCUGAGCACUGCAGUCAUCCGUCGUUUCACAGAAACUGUUUAAGCUUAUUUGUGACC
Hypanus sabinus (Atlantic stingray) is the source of this 3366-nucleotide messenger RNA. Its product is annotated as coiled-coil domain-containing protein 170-like. The record is from RefSeq and is a predicted model, not a curated record. The coding region runs from base 120 to 2441 and encodes 773 amino acids. The transcript has 13 exons. Lineage: Eukaryota; Metazoa; Chordata; Chondrichthyes; Myliobatiformes; Dasyatidae.